Messenger RNA from Brassica rapa (field mustard), 872 nucleotides. RefSeq names its product ubiquitin-conjugating enzyme E2 14. Lineage: Eukaryota; Viridiplantae; Streptophyta; Magnoliopsida; Brassicales; Brassicaceae. The record is from RefSeq and is a predicted model, not a curated record.
UAUUUCCAUUUGAUAUUCAGUAGAAAAGAUAAAUAUUCUGGAAAAAAAAAGCACCGCCCUCUUACCAUUAUAUCACCAUAUACCUUGGGCUCCCUCAUUCUCCUCCCCGAAUCUACUCCUCUCUCUCUCUCUCUAGGAUGGCAAAGAAUCAAGCAAGCCUUCUUCUACAGAAACAGCUCAAAGAUCUGUGCAAGAAGCCGGUUGAUGGUUUCUCUGCUGGCCUCGUUGAUGAGAAUAACGUUUUCCAAUGGAGCGUUUCCAUUAUGGGUCCUCCUGAUACCUUGUAUGAAGGGGGCUUCUUUAAUGCAAUUAUGACGUUUCCACAGGAUUAUCCGAAUAAACCACCAACUGUCAAGUUCACCUCGGAGGUGUGGCAUCCUAAUGUUUAUUCUGAUGGAAAAGUUUGCAUAUCGAUUCUUCAUCCUCCUGGUGAUGAUCCUAAUGGAUACGAGCUUGCCUCUGAACGUUGGAACCCUGUUCACACGGUAGAAAGCAUUGUGUUGAGUAUUAUAUCUAUGCUCUCGGGCCCCAACGACGAGUCACCGGCCAAUGUGGAAGCAGCAAAAGAAUGGAGAGACAACAGAGCAGAGUUUAGGAAGAAAGUGAGUCGCUGUGUGAGAAGAUCGCAAGAGAUGCUAUGAUUCCAUCUCUCCUGCGCUUUUUAUGUAUUGUAGAAAUUUCUAUCCUAAGCUAAGAGAGAGAGAGAGAAGGUAAGUAGAAGAAGUAGCAGAUGAAUCUGUGUGCUCAUCAAAAGCUUGUUUUCUUUUCUUUUUUGGUUUUGGUGUUGUCUUUCAAUAUUGUGGUGGAAUCAAAUCUAAUCCAUCUUUUAGGAUUAUAUUUUUACAGUCGUUAAUGGAUUCGUUUUCAUAUUC